Molecule: messenger RNA, 1485 nt
Organism: Nematolebias whitei (Rio pearlfish)
Lineage: Eukaryota; Metazoa; Chordata; Actinopteri; Cyprinodontiformes; Rivulidae
Gene: rtn4rl2b
Product: reticulon 4 receptor-like 2b
Exons: 4
Coding region: 78-1460 (460 amino acids)
Cellular component (GO): plasma membrane
Molecular function (GO): protein binding
Source: RefSeq, a predicted model, not a curated record
CAGAGCUCCAGCAGAGAUAGCAGCAGGCAGGCACCUCCACGCUGCUCAGGCUAACUCGCUUUCGGCUUUGGUUCGAGAUGGAGACACGCUGCACCCUGAGGGGCUCCAGAGCCCGCAACUUUAAAAGUGGUUUGUCGCUGUGGCUGAUUCUGUGGCUGGUGGUGGUGAAGCCGGGCGGGGUUUCUGCAUGCCCCAGGCUGUGUGUGUGUUACCCCACGCCCAUGACGGUCAGCUGCCAGUCCCAGAACCUCUCCACGGUACCAGCCGACGUGCCCUACGACUCUCAACGGGUUUUCCUGCAGAACAACCGCAUCACUGAGCUUCGCGCAGACUCAUUUGGCUUCGAGACCCAGGUGCUCUGGCUGUACGGCAACAACAUCACGUGGAUUGAGGCUGGAGCCUUCAGUAACCUCCGGAUUCUGGAGGAGCUGGAUCUGGGCGACAAUCCCUCUCUGCGACACCUGGAAGGUGGAGCGUUCAGGGGCCUGGAGAAGUUGCAGAGCCUGCACAUGCACCGCUGCAAGCUGGCCACUCUCCCCCAUGACAUCUUCCACAAACUGUACAGCCUGCAGUUCCUCUACCUGCAGGAAAAUCAGCUUCACUUCCUGCAGGACGACCUGUUCUCAGAUCUGGUCAACCUCACCCAUCUUUUCCUGCAUGGAAAUCGCAUCCGCGCCCUCUCCGAGAACGUGUUCCGAGGCCUGGUCAACCUGGACCGCCUCCUCCUCCACGAGAACCGCAUCAGACAGGUCAACCGCCGGGCCUUCCGCGACCUGGGCCGGCUGACCAUCCUUUACCUCUUCAACAACUCCCUGGCCGAGCUGCCGGGCCAGGCCAUGAAAGACGUGCAGGACAUCCAGUUCCUCCGCCUCAACAGCAACCCCUGGUCCUGCGGCUGCGAGGCCCGUCCCCUCUGGGAGUGGUUCCGCAAAGCUCGCAUCUCCUCCUCCGAGGUCAUGUGCAGCUCCCCCAGCCAGCGUCGCGGCCAGGACCUCAGAUUCCUGCGUGAGCUGGACUUUGCCCUCUGCCCUGUGCCUGACCCCGGCUCCAUGGCUGGAAGCACCACGACCACCUUCAGCACCAAGACCCGUUGGUGGUUCUCCAAGCACAAGCCCGCAUCUUCAUCAAAGUCCACCUACCAGAAGAGCUCGGAAACCUCAAAGACCUUCCCCUCCUAUGCCGGAAAGCCUCAGUACGUCCCGAAGAUCGCCCCGGAAACCCUGCCCUCCAAGUACGAACUGUCGGAGGCCGAAGCGGCGCUUCCCAAACUGGAUCCAGAAGAAUACUGGGCCAACUACGGCAAUGAAGACUCCUCCAUCCGCUGCUUCGAGCUGGAGUGUCCUCCCAGCUACGACAGCGCAGCGUUCCCCUCCUCCUCCUCCUUCACCAUCACCCCAUCAACACUCCACCUCCUCUCUGUCUCCAUCCUGACAUUCUCACUCCACCUCCUUUUAACCUGAGCUCCUUUUCUCCUCCCAAACCUUU